AUGACCAUGACAGAGGUAAAAGUAACGGUCGGCGUCCUGGCCCUCCAGGGCGCCUUUGAAGAGCACCUGAAGCUGCUGCAAAGGGCGUCGACCUUGUUCGGAAGCCGUCAUGUCGCCGCCAAGCGAGUGCCCGAAUUUGAGUUUCUCGAAGUCAGGACGCCGGACCAGCUGGCCCGGUGCGACGGCCUCGUCAUCCCGGGUGGUGAAAGCACGACGCUAGCGUUUGUGGCCAGGCAGACCAACCUAAUGGAGCCCCUGAGGGAUUUUGUCAAGGUUGACCGCAAAUCAACCUGGGGAACCUGCGCAGGCUUGAUCCUCCUCGCAGACGAGGCCACGGGCGCCAAAAAGGGCGGCCAGGAGCUCGUCGGCGGCCUGCACGUGCGGGCGCACCGCAACCACUUUGGUCGGCAGGUGCACAGCUUCCAAGCCGACCUGGAGCUGCCUUUCCUUGGCGAUAAGGCUGGAUCAGGGGGCGAGGGUGAUGAUUCGACGGCGACGCGACCUUUUCCGGGCGUCUUCAUCAGGGCACCGGUCGUCGAGACCAUAUUGUCGGGCGAUGCCGCCGGCGAUGGGGAUCGCGUCGAGGUGUUGGGGACCGUGGCGCGGGGCGAUGAGAAGGACAUCAUUGCUGUCAGGCAGGGUAAUGUCUUUGCCACGAGCUUCCACCCGGAGCUGACGGAUGAUGCGCGGAUACAUUUGUGGUGGCUGGGGCAGGUGGUUGAUAGGAUGCAGGGGAGGUGA
This is a messenger RNA of Pyricularia oryzae 70-15, 741 nucleotides long. Its product is annotated as glutamine amidotransferase subunit pdxT. The record is from RefSeq and is a predicted model, not a curated record. Bases 1 to 741 code for a protein of 246 amino acids. The transcript has 2 exons. Gene Ontology annotation, biological process: pyridoxine metabolic process; pyridoxal 5'-phosphate biosynthetic process. NCBI's taxonomy places the organism in Eukaryota, Fungi, Ascomycota, Sordariomycetes, Magnaporthales, Pyriculariaceae. Gene Ontology annotation, cellular component: glutaminase complex; cytosol. Gene Ontology annotation, molecular function: glutaminase activity.